AUGACUAGUUUGAAAUACCCAGUCCCAACAUUGGAGUCCACUUUGAGUGAGCUGACCCGUGUUAUGGAUCAGCUAUUGGACAAGGAAAGGUUUGACGACUUCCAAAGCAGGCUCCACGCAUUGCAAGAAGAUGGAACAGGGGAGAAGAUACAAUUAGCUUUCACCGAGGCUGUGAAAGACAAGGAUAACUGGGCCACUGAGGGUUUCCAUGAAAGCCUGCUGUCCCUUCGAUGCCCAAUUCCCAAUUCUACGGUGAUAACCGGUCUUUUAGAGGACGACGAGAAGCACAGCGACCAGCUGCGUAGGGCUGCUACCCUGUUGCACGCUACAGCUUGUGUCAAGGCAAGACCGGAACAUCUCACCAACUGCAUUGGAAUGGAACGAGGAGAACGACUGGAGACCAGCCAGGCUCAUUACAUGCUGUCUUCAAGCAGAGUUCCAGGUCUAGAAAUGGAUACUCUUGCUACAUUUACAAACUCUCGACACGUCGUCGUUUUACACAAAGGGGCAGCUUUUAAGGUCGAUGUCAUCCAACCAAAUGGCCAACCUGUUUCAUUAGAGAAAAUCUACCAACAGCUGCAAGCAGUUACUAGACAUGAUGAUGCCCCACCUAGCAUAGCUCCUUUUUCAGCCCUUGAUCGUCCAACAUGGGCUGGUAUUCGGGGAUCAUUGAUCCAAAGAGGUGCCAGUGAAGCCAUCCAUAUCAUGGAGAGCGCCAUCCUAGCCCUCAGCUUGGAGGAAAGAAAUGCACCUGAUACCAGGAGUAAAAUCUUAGAGGCCACCCGUCUUGGGAAUGGUACCCAGCAUUCUCGCUACUAUGACAAAGUCAUCAACCUUGUUGUGUAUAAGGAUGGCAAGACAGGUAUGCUAGUAGAACACACUAGUGUGGAUGCAACAGUACCAGGUGCCUUGGUCUAUCUAUUAACCCACCUUCCAAAAAAUCUCUCAUUCGACGAAAACCUUGACCCUGUAAUGUCAUCCAUCCCAGCUUGUCCCCUGGACUUCCAUAUUUCAACACAAGACCAAAAGAAAAUCCAGACAAAUAUCCCGACCAAUGGCAGUGAUCGCAUUGUGAGUGAACUAGAUAUACCCAUGCUUCCUGACAUUAUGAAUCUUAUGCGGGAACAACGUUUGAUCAACAUUUGGAUGAACCUUUCAACACAGCUUGCAUUGCAUUUGACCAAAAGCACUUUGAAGAUUUUGAUGGUGGAACCUACUCAUGUGCGCCGCUUUAUAGAUGGGAGAAGUGAUCCAACAAUGCCAGUUACAGACCAAUCACGGAGCUUCAUAGAUUCCCUUAUAGCCAAAGAACCACAUUGUGUCCUCUUUCCAAAAUUUGCUGCUGCGGUUCAAAUGCACAAAAACCUGAUAAGAGAAACCAAACAAGGCAAGGCAUUCGGACCUCAUAUUGCAGCAUUGCGUAAUAUCCUCUUGACCGAAGCAAAUGUUGAUGCAACCCUUAUUUCAUACCUGAAGAUGCUUCAGAUACCAGAGGUAUAUUUCACAGGUAAUGAUGGUGUUAAGGGUCUUGUCACUUCUGUGGCAAAUGUUUAUGCUCCAAAUCAACUUUGCAUAGCCUACCAUGCUAAACCAGACAAGAUAGCCUUUCAAAUUGCAGCCAAUGGGUUUUAUCAGUGCCAUAUUUCAAAGUUUUUGGAGACACUAAGGCAAAGCAUAGAUGCUGUUAUGCAGACUGUUGUGCCAUUUUCUCUUGCCAAGCAGAUGGGUGCUCUGGAAAGCUUACAGAUGUCAAGCAAAAGUGAACAUCCAUUCUCCAUUGUUCUCCAUGCUGGUGCUGGUGAGGACUUCAAGCAAGACAACAAAGCUAAGAAGUUGAUUGAGUUUGCCAUGCAGGCUGCACUAUCAGUUGGUUCUAAGAUGUUGGCUGAAGGGAAACCUAGUCUUGAUGCUGUUCAGGCCACUGUUGUCAGCUUGGAGAACUGUUUCCUUUUCAAUGCAGGCAAAGGAGCUGUGCUCAAUGCAUCUGGGGAGCAUGAGCUUGAGGCAUGCAUAAUGGACGGGAAUACUGGAAAAUGUGGAGCUGCAGCAUGUUUGAAAAGUGUGAAGAACCCAGUUGAAGCUGCACGAUUGGUUUGUGACAAAACCAAACAUGUUCUUCUGAUUGGUGAAAAAGCUGAAACCCUUAGCAAAGAGAAUGGUUUGGCUACUGUACCAAACAAAUACUUCAAAACAUUCAUGCGAGAACAGCAAUUCAGGCAAGUGGCAUCUUCCAAAUCAAAACACAACCAUCCUCAGACUGUUGGUGCUGUUGCUGUAGAUGUAUAUGGUAACCUUGCAGUAGCUACAUCCACUGGUGGGGUGCUGAAUAAGAUGGAGGGAAGAGUUGGUGACACAGGAAUACCAGGUGCUGGUUGCUUUGCUGAUGAGAGGGUUGCAGUUGCAUGCUCAGGUGAUGGGGAAGCUUUCCUAAGAAAUGCCAUGGCUCAUGAUGUUGCCAAGUUGGUUGACUACAAAAAGCUCUCUAUUAAAGAGGCCUGCAAGUAUUCCCUUGAGAAUAACCUUCAGAACCACAAGGGGGGCAUUGUAGCAGUUGACAAAGAUGGCAAUAUUGCAGUUGAGUUUAAUUCUAAUGUCAUGUUUGUUGCAUCUAUGGAGAAAAAUGGAGCCAUUGCCUCAGAAGUGAUGAUGAAAGGUUCAGGCCCGAAUCCAAUGCCACGAGAUCACCUCAAAAUCAAAGAUGGCAAAGAAUGCAAUAUCCAUCUUCAUGAGUACCCUUCAACACCAGGCGUAAUACUUAUUACAUCAAAAUCUACCAAGAAGGGUGUUGACUUGUUUCAAAUGCCCCUUCAAGAUUAUGAAGCUUUGAUGAUGGAAGUCCAUGGCAUUGUCCCAUUUCUGCAAAAGAAACUUAAAGUACAGAGAUGUGCCAUGGUAUCAGCACCAUCACCAAUGCUUCCAGCUCACAUGAAGCUUGUGCCUUUGCACGGUCUGGGUCAAGUCUGGGAACCAGUGACAUCAGCAGAUGAAGAAUAUAAUGACGAAUACCCAGGUUAUGUAUCAUCCAAAAAUGGCCCCAGACUUUCCAAUCAAGAACUUGAUCGCAUCAAAAAGUCUAUAACAUCAUUAUCAGCAUUACAGAAUGUAAGCAAUGUUUUCCAUGGUGAAUCUUCAGAUAACAACCUUUUUGCCAGAAUUGUGCGAAAUGAAGAGGAACACUGGCGGGUUUGGGAAGAUGAAGACCAUGUAGCCUUCCUGACACCCUUUCCCAACACCCCUGGGUUUACAGUGCUGGCCCCAAGAAGGCACCUGUCAAGUGACAUAUUCAACCUUGAAAAUGAAGACUACAGAAAGCUUGUUAUUGCUGGCUAUAAAGUAGCAAAUUUACUCAAGAAGAGUCUUGGGGCUUUGCAUUGUGCAAUGAUCUUUGAAGGGUGUGAAAUUGAUUAUGCUCAUGUGAAGCUUAUACCUGUGUUUGCUACCAACAGCACUGCAAGAAAAACAAGGAACAACUCAAAGGCAGAGUAUAGGAAGACCUACCUUGGCUUUGUAUCCUCUGCAGAUGGCCCUGAGGGGGAUGACAGUGAAUUAAAAAGUCUGCAUUCUUUUUUAACAACAGAUUCCAUUACAGCACCUAAAUCUUGGGAAGACCCAGAGACCCAUUCAAUUGCAGCCAUCCACAGCACUUGGUACCAAAAUGUCUUUCAGGUUCAGAACACGCUGUUCCAUGCCACAGUUGACUACUUCAACCAGCGGUGCAAGUACAAUUAUGCCCUGACCCCACUGACCACUGAUUGCAUCUCUUCUCCCAUGGGAUUGGGAUCAGAUUCAGAGCCAGUCCAAAUCGACUUGUUUGGGCAAAAGAUCUUCCUGGCAGAUUCCAUGCAAUUCACCCUAGAAUACUUCUUGCGUUUCCAAGAUGGCCUUCAAGGCACAUACUACAUAUCUCCAAGCUUCCGUGGAGAGGACCCUGAUGCAACUCAUCUGAACCAGUUCUACCAUAUAGAAUGCGAGUUACUCGGAAAGAUGGAUGAUGCAAUCAGUGUUGCUGAGGGCUACAUCUAUCACCUGACAAAGAGCAUGCUGAAAUCACACAGGCAGUUUAUCCUGGCCACAGCAGGGACAACAGAACAUGCAGAGCAACUCGUUGAAAUUAUGAAGGGUGGAAAAUCACUGCCACGUGUCACAGUGGACCAAGCGAUUGCAAUGUUUCCAAGCGAUGAUUGCUAUGAAGAUGUGGUCCCUGGUAAGCCAGAAAUGGGGAAAAAAGUAACCAGAAGGGGAGAACGUUUUUUGAUUGACAAGUAUGGAGGGGCCAUCUGGCUGACAGAGAUGGACCACUUGGGAGUUCCUUUCUACCAGUGUUAUACUGAUGAUACACGCAAGAAGGCAUUGGCUGCUGAUCUUUUGAUUGGCCUAGGAGAAACCCUUGGUCUAGGUGAACGUCAUGCUACAGCAACUGAAGUUGAGCAGGCCUUGGACCACCACGCUGUACCUCACAGUUCGUACACAUGGUACACAGACAUGCGCACAGAGAAGCCAAUGAAGACCAGUGGUUGGGGCAUGGGAUCUGAGCGUUAUUUGUGCUGGCUUCUCAACCAUGAUGAUGUUCGAGAUCUGCAUGUCAUUCCAAGAUUUAAAGGAAAGAAAUACCUUCCAUAAGCUCUCAUUAUAUUCAAUUUGGUUGGUGUAGGGUUAGUAGUAUGAACUAUGUAAA
Messenger RNA from Lingula anatina, 4675 nucleotides. RefSeq lists its product as uncharacterized. The record is from RefSeq and is a predicted model, not a curated record. Gene Ontology annotation, cellular component: cytoplasm. Gene Ontology annotation, molecular function: aminoacyl-tRNA ligase activity; acyltransferase activity; hydrolase activity. Gene Ontology annotation, biological process: tRNA aminoacylation for protein translation. Lineage: Eukaryota; Metazoa; Brachiopoda; Lingulata; Lingulida; Lingulidae.